GAAAUGAAUUGUUUAGCUGAUAACGAUAAUUUAAUAAUAUUUUUACAAUUGUUAAAUAUUAGCACUGCAACUUGGCCACUACAAUCAGACACUAACAUUUUAAAAAAAAUUUUAUAUGGAUUAUUAUGGUGGAGUUAUGCUAUUAAUGGUACAACUUCCAUAAUGGCAUUACUGAGGGGUUUUUCUUAUUAUCGUCAAGAUAUCGUAAAUAUGAUGAAAUCAAUAGUAGAAUUUGUAUACAUAUGCGAAUCACUUUUCAACUUAUGCUACUGCACAUUGCAAAAAUCCAAUUUCAAGAUGCUCAUAGAUGAUAUGAAACAAUUAUCAGCAAAAUCAACUCCUUUUGAAUUAACUCUGAGACGUAAUAAUUUAAAAACGACGAGCUUAUUUUUAGGAUUUAUGUUUACCCUCUUCUUCAGUGGUGGUUCAAUUUUUGUAUUUGCUCCGUCAAUAAUACACAACAGAGAGAUACCACUCAAUACAAUGUAUCCAUUUCCAUUAACAAAAAAAUGGGCGAUGUAUCUUGUGUAUAUAUUAAACACAUAUACAGUUAUGCAAGCAUUUUGUGCUAUCAGUGUUGACUUGUUGGUAAUUGCAAUAUUAAGUAACGCAGCUUUUAAAUUUAUCAUACUUGGGAUUAAAUUGCAAAACAUUACCAAUGAUACUGAACUGAAAAAUUUUGUUAUUGAACAUCAAGAUGCUAUCAGAUAUGUCACAAUAAUAGAUAAUACUGUUACACCCAUCCUUGUUAAAUCCAUAGUAGCAGCAUGCACAUAUUUAAUUACAUGUAGUUUGUUGUUGUUAAAUGUAAGUACUACUUUUUUGAUUUUAAUUCUUUAA
Polistes dominula (European paper wasp) is the source of this 840-nucleotide messenger RNA. RefSeq lists its product as uncharacterized. Gene Ontology annotation, cellular component: plasma membrane. Gene Ontology annotation, molecular function: olfactory receptor activity; odorant binding. Gene Ontology annotation, biological process: detection of chemical stimulus involved in sensory perception of smell; sensory perception of smell. Lineage: Eukaryota; Metazoa; Arthropoda; Insecta; Hymenoptera; Vespidae. The record is from RefSeq and is a predicted model, not a curated record.